Molecule: messenger RNA, 1988 nt
Organism: Suillus discolor
Lineage: Eukaryota; Fungi; Basidiomycota; Agaricomycetes; Boletales; Suillaceae
Product: caspase domain-containing protein
Exons: 16
Coding region: 379-1497 (372 amino acids)
Biological process (GO): proteolysis
Molecular function (GO): cysteine-type endopeptidase activity
Source: RefSeq, a predicted model, not a curated record
GACCGACCAGUCUACAUGGUUGCUUGAAAAACGGAUCACGGUAACAACGUUGGGUAUGUAAAUUCUGCAGCUCUACACAAUCUUCAGCGCUUCAGCGUUGUAAGAUCACUGUUGUUAUGCCACCGUUGUCAAAGGCUUUAGUAUUCGACAAGCGUCCGUUUCAAGUCCCUGGACCCUAACUAUGGUGACCACUGACCCUCGUGCAAAUAUGAUGGCAGAAAUCGUUCUAGUCGUGCACCUUAUACUUUGUAUUGUUUGCAACGACAAGCUCUUCGCCCACAUUGCCGUUAGCCAACUCGCGCGAGUGCGACGCUCCGCUCUAUCGAUCUUGACGUGAGAGCAAAAUAAGUUCGGUUGCAUCAAGUUAUAAAGCUUGCAAUGAAGCCAUCACUGAUCCUACAUCGUCCAGUUACUCUUUUGAUUCGUUCCAAUUCCACCAUGUUACCCAAGAUCGUCGAAACCGUUCUUCAUUCUUUCCCUGCUGCGCCUGACCUUCGUCAGGAUCACCGCGACCACAUCAUCACAUGCAAACGUCGAUGGAUGUCUGUUUCAUGGGAGCGGUCGAGGAUCCAACAAGAAGAAAACACACUGGAGGGUCACCACCACCUCGCCCGGUUCUCUAGGUGCCCUCGAUCUUCUGGAGCGCCGUAUUUGAACCAGCACAUGUCAGAAGCUUCUUUUUAUAUUCCGAUGUUCACGCAACCUAGUCCACCAUCGCCCGGAAGAAAGCGGGCAUUAUUGAUUGGAAUUAAUUACAAAGGUCAACGCUGUGAACUAAGAGGGUGCAACAACGACAUCCAUAAUAUCUUACCAUGCCUUAUUAAUCAAUGGGAAUACGAUCCCACAGAUAUUGUACAAUUAAUUGAUGAUGGUUAUCGCCCCCCACCAACUAGGCAGAAUAUCUUACUUGAAAUGCACCGCCUGGCAUCUUAUUCAAGGGCCGGUGAUUCCAUGUUCUUUUAUUUUUCGGGCCAUGGGGGCCAAGUCCGUGACCUAGAUGGCGACGAAGUUGAUGGUUAUGAUGAAUUCAUAUGUCCAGUCGACUAUCAACAGUCGGGUGUGAUCAGCGACGAUGAAAUACACGAAAUCAUGGUGAAGCCACUGGCAGCUGGCUCACGGUUGACGGCGCUUUUCGACUCGUGCCAUUCCGGCACGGUGCUUGAUUUGCCUUAUCUUUAUGACUCUAGACAGCGCACGUUCGUCGAUGGCGUUACGCCAGGCGCUCGCAUCAGGAAGCACUCCCAGGCACAAGUUGUUUGUUUCUCGGGUUGUGAGGAUUGCGAAGAGAGUGAAAGCAUCACAAUGCCUGGUCGACCUAUUGGCGGACUCAUGACCUUUGCUUUCAUACACGUUUUCUCUUGCACGCAGGCUCUCACUUUCCAAAACAGAUUCGAACAAAUACGCGCGUUCAUCCGUGAAAUCUUACCGGACGCCAGACAACACCCUCAGUUUUCUUGCUCAAACCCUCUCGAUAUAACGUUGCCUUUCUAUAUCUGAACGCUUGGAGAUUGGAUUGGGUUGUAAUCGCUCCUUAUAUGUUAACAUGAUCGUGCGUAUUUGAUCUUUUUGACACCGUUCCGUCACGAGCCGCUCGUAAGUACGAAAUGAUUGGGUCCAAUUGCUGAGGACAGUGCUCAUCGAUCAACAAAGAACCCGGGGUUGGUCUCCCCGAAGCCUGGAUGCGGUUCACAUGUCCUUCAUCUAACAUUUACACAGCGAUGAUUGGUCAGAUUGGCACAAGUCACGCUCCUUCUGUAUCUUAUCGCGCCUCUUCGGUCGCGAGAGUGAUUAUUUCAUCGCAAGCCCCAUAUAAUCUCCGUAACGUUUUGCAAAGUCAGCGCUUCGCCUUCCUCCUAUCCGUCUUUUUUGCGAUGCACCUGUCAAACGAAGCUUGCCGAGACUGGUAUAUAUCACCUAGUGAUAGUGUGUUGUAGUCAAUUUGACAGAAUCAUCUAGCGCUAUGAGGGCGGGAGCUUGAUAAUCUUGAC